GGCGGCCCAUCUUCCCUGGGUACUUAAGCUCGCGGGAGGAUCUUAAGGGCACGCGCGUCGCGGUGGCGGUGUUUCAUUGCUGUGCGGGGCUGGGGGCCCCGUGGCCUCUGAUUAUGAAACCAAAUCAGAUAUCAAGGAGUCGGUUCCAAAGCAGGAAGUAUCAGAAGAAACAGAUACACUGAGCCACCUCCAGAGCACUCUGGAAUAAUGAUUCCCAAGAAUGCAAGAUUGGAGCACUCAAAAAUUGGGAAGACAGUUUGAAUAUUCCUCAGAGAGAUCCUUCCAGGGAGAUGCUGAGGACGAGGACUAGAAGUAUAAAGCCAGCAGAUAUCAAGGAUGUAAAAAUCUCCCUAGAGAAGGAAAGCCAGAAAGGUGAAGAAUUUGAUAACUUCUUUAAUCUAGGCUCAAAAAGUAUUUCACAUUCGAGAAUUCACAGGGAGAACAAGGGGCCAGUUUCAGAAGUCAAAAUACAAGUCACAACUUGUGAAAGGCUUCAGAGGGUAGCCCCUCUGGCAGCCAGGUUUAGAGAAGCCCUAGAGGGGAAUGGAAGUGCAAAGAGGCAUCAGGGAAGCCAGGCAGGACCCAGAGCGAGGAGAAGGAAGAGAGUUUCCAGAGGUGUUGCCUUCAGAGACAGGAGUGCCCUUGAUGAGGAAAGAGGGCAACAAAACUACCCAGGAGAGAAACCCUUUAUCUGUAAAGAGUGUGGAAAAGCCUUUGGUCAGAGUGCAAACCUCAUCGUGCACCAAAGAAUCCACACAAGGGAGAAACCUUUCCUAUGUAAUGAAUGCGGAAAAGGCUUCAGACAGAGGUCACACCUCAUACGACAUCAGAGGAUCCACACUGAUGAGAAACCCUAUGAAUGCCAAGAAUGUGGGAAGACCUUCAGCCAGAGCUCAAAUCUCAUAGUUCAUCAGGGCAUCCACACUGGGGAGAAAUCUUUUGAAUGUGGUGAAUGUGGGAAAGCCUUCAGCCGGAGUUCAGGCCUCACUGUCCAUCAGAGGAUCCACACGGGGGAGAAGCCAUUUGAGUGUAAUGAAUGCAGCAAAGCUUUCAGUUGUAGCUCAUACCUUAUUGUGCAUCAGAGAAUUCACACAGGGGAGAAACCCUACAAGUGUAAUGAGUGUGGAAGAGCCUUUGGCCAGAGCUCCCAUCUUAUUCUCCAUCAGGCAACUCAUGCCCGGAAGAAACCUCAGCUGGCUACUUGGGUUAGGGCCCACUGUUAAUGGGGCAGAGUUGAAUGGUCAUGUUAUGUGCUCGCCUUCACCCAGGUCAGCAUCUCAUAAAUACUAGGAAGUAUGUGAGAGGUCAUGGACUCUUCACUGCUGGAAAUCUGGGUCCACAAACUCACUCUGCUUGUAUGGUGUUUUAUUCACUUGCCUUAUUUUUGUAUGUGUGCCUCCAGUCAGAUUUGGAGUUCCAAGAGGUAGAUGCCAGGUCCUGUCUUCUGGUUUGAUUGAUAGGAAACUGAGGAGCUCUUCAUUUCUACAAAGUUGAUGAAAUAUUAAUUCAUUGAGAAAUUCCUCAUAUCAAGAAACUUUUAAUCUGAUAAUCUUGCAAGAUCUCACCUGCUUUGAAGAUUUGUAAUUUUUCCAACAUAACUCCAGCACAUUAAAGCUUACUGUACUUUUCAAUGUUAUUUCAAAGCUUUAAUGUGCUAGAGUUGGGGAGCUUAGAAGGCCCACUGUGAGCACUAAAAUUUAGAAUGUCAUAUCCUCAUUUAAAUGUAGGCUGCCUUUAGGAAUGACCAAAACAGCGAAGGAUACAUAGGAUGAUAGAGUCAUCAAUCAAAGGAACCCUACCAGACCAGAACUGCAGACCAGAGUUAAGAAGAUGAAGUAUUAAACCCUGUCCAUAGGGCUAAGGAGUCUGAGCCUCUCAGAAGUGUUCUGUCAGAAACAUUGCAGUCCUUGACCAUUAGACAUGCUAGAGGGGUGUCUUUAAAAUUAUCCUUCUCUCUCAUCUUCAGUCCCUAGCUGCUCAGGGCUGAAAUCCUAGUCUUAGGGCCUGUUCUCUUCUUUCUAGACCAUAUAGCUUGACUUUUCCUUACAGGAAUUAAAACAGAUCGUGUGUGUAUAUAAAAUUAAAAAGUAAUAUCCUAAUCAUCUGCCACUUAUACAAAAAGAGAUUUAUUACCUUUAAAGGAAAAAUAUAAUAGGAAUGUAGUAUGUCUCAGUAUAUGCAGUCAUGUGCAACAUAAUGAUGUUUACAACAGACCACAUAUUUGAUGGUAGUCUUAUAAGGUUGUAAUGGAGCUGAGAAAUUCCUCUGGCCUAGUGACUCUGCAGCUGUUGUAAUGUGGUAGCACAAUGCAGUACUCACAUGUUUGUGGUGAUGCUGGUGUAAACAAGCUGACCGUGCUGCCAGUUAUAUAAAAGGACAGCACAUGCAGUUAUAUACAGUGCAUAAUACUUGAUAAUAAAGACUGUGCUACUGGUUUAUGUA
This is a messenger RNA of Macaca mulatta (Rhesus monkey), 2442 nucleotides long. RefSeq lists its product as uncharacterized. Gene Ontology annotation, biological process: regulation of transcription by RNA polymerase II. Gene Ontology annotation, molecular function: RNA polymerase II cis-regulatory region sequence-specific DNA binding; DNA-binding transcription factor activity, RNA polymerase II-specific. Lineage: Eukaryota; Metazoa; Chordata; Mammalia; Primates; Cercopithecidae. Gene Ontology annotation, cellular component: transcription regulator complex; PcG protein complex; chromatin. The record is from RefSeq and is a predicted model, not a curated record.